AUGGCGCGACGGCAGCAUGUGACACUGACGGUUCUGGCGGUUACGGUGUUUCUAAGCCUCGUGUACUUCAUGAGUGGCAGCCGAUCCAAGGCCGACUAUGGUUACGAGACAACCCACAACGACGUCUUCGAUCCCUCCGACUAUGACACUCUCGCCGAGACCCCGAGCGGCAGCGACGGCCUUGUCGAUGCAAGCAAGCCGUCCUUGGAUAUUUCCGAUCGCAUUCUCACGGGCGGAUCCAUUGCGCCAAAACUCGCCAAUGCUACGGCAAAAGCCGAACUCGGCCGAGCAUCCUGGAAACUCCUGCACACGAUGAUGGCACGCUUCCCCGAGAAGCCCUCCGACGACGACAGCCUAGCACUCAAGACAUACAUCCAGCUAUUCGCGCGGCUGUAUCCGUGCGGCGAGUGCGCCGCACACUUCCAGAAGCUGCUGCGUAAAUACCCGCCACAAACGAGUAGCCGCAAUGCCGCCGCGGGAUGGGCUUGCUUUGUGCACAACCAGGUCAAUAAGAGGCUGAAGAAGGAGGAGUUUGAUUGUAAUAAUAUCGGUGACUUUUAUGAUUGUGGGUGUGGGGACGAGGAAGGGAAGGGUAACGGGAAGGGCGAAGGACAGGGCGAGGGCGAGAAGAAGGGAGAGGGAGAGGGUCAGAACAAGGAUGGCAUCCAUCUGGAUAUGGACCGGUUGAAGAAAGGCGAGGUCAAUAUGGCGGUGACUUUCAAAGACGGUGUUAUCCUCGGGGCGGACUCACGUACAACAACAGGCGCAUACAUCGCGAACCGGGUAACAGACAAGUUGACACGGGUACACGACACCAUCUGGUGCUGCCGCUCCGGGUCCGCCGCCGACACACAAGCAGUUGCCGACAUUGUUAAGUACCAACUCGAACUGUUCUCCAUGAUGAACGGCAAGGCCCCCACCACACAAACCGCCGGCGCCAUCUUCCAAGAGAUUUGCUACGCCAACAAGGACCGGUUGUCGGCGGGUCUCAUUAUCGCAGGCUGGGAUGAACGGCACGGAGGGCAGGUGUACAGCAUCCCACUCGGCGGGUCGCUUCACAAGCAACCGUACUCGAUCGGCGGGUCCGGUUCGACAUACAUCUACGGUUUCUGCGAUGCCAACUGGCGCGAGGGGAUGGAGGAGGCCGAGGCUGUUAACUUCGUGAAGGAGGCUCUGAAGGAGGCCAUCAAGUGGGACGGCAGUUCCGGCGGUGUCAUUCGUAUGGUGGUGCUCACGGCUAAGGGGGCGGACAGGCACUUGUACCUCCCGGACACAGAUUACAAGGUGCGGUAUCAGUGA
Molecule: messenger RNA, 1299 nt
Organism: Dichotomopilus funicola
Lineage: Eukaryota; Fungi; Ascomycota; Sordariomycetes; Sordariales; Chaetomiaceae
Product: proteasome subunit beta type-1
Exons: 5
Coding region: 1-1299 (432 amino acids)
Cellular component (GO): proteasome core complex
Molecular function (GO): threonine-type endopeptidase activity; thiol oxidase activity
Source: RefSeq, a predicted model, not a curated record